AUGAAACGGGAGCCAUGGCAGGGAGAGGAAGCAGCCAUUUUCAUUGCAGACCUUUGCGAGUUGCCGCAAUAUGCAGCCACAGCACAGCGGAACUUUUCACUCAUUGGCUUGAGAGAUUUGAAGAAGCAAGGUUUUCUCUCCAAAGGCCUAUCCCGCGCUGGAAUUUGCGACUUUCAGCAUCAGAAGAGGAUCGAAGGUGAACUUCUUAGCUUGGAGCAGUCCAUGAGUCCUGAGCUUCUGGAGGGUCAAGUGCUGAGCCGCUCCGCUUCGGAGCCGUCCGUGCUGCUGCGUGCGCAACAGAGCCUGCAGAGCCACGUGCGGAAACUGGGGCCUCAACCCAAGAUGCAGCGCAAUGCGUUCCUGAUUUGUCAUGGGGACAUGUCGACCAAGAUCAGGUCGCCUCCGCUGACGUCCACGGCCAAAGCCAUGAUGCGGCCCUGUGCUUCAGUGGGGUGCCUGGCACCCACGGAGCAUAAGUCCAGGGAACGGAUGUCGCCCAGCCCGUACAACUUGCCAUGA
Cladocopium goreaui is the source of this 519-nucleotide messenger RNA. Lineage: Eukaryota; Dinophyceae; Suessiales; Symbiodiniaceae. The record is from the annotation of a GenBank genome assembly.